CAGUCAGUCACCGCUCGACUCCCGCGCACCGCGGAGCGUCGGAGCGUUCCUGCCAGCCAGCGUCUCGCGGUAAAGUGGUGUUUCAUUGUGCAGUGCAAUUAGAGUGAAACCUUUGCAGAGUGAGGAGCGAAGUCCUUCCCUCCGAGAAUAAGUACACAUCUUUCAUGGUCGUGGUUCGGUCGCCGGUGUGGGUCAGCUGAAGAGGGGCUCGACAUGGUCGCCAAUGACGUCUGCGGCACCGUGUCCGUCGGCGACACCACUCUGGUCCAGGAGGACGCCCACACCCAAGUAGUGGCCACCCCGGGGAACACCCGUGCCGUCCGGGAUGUUGUUGUCAGCUCGAGAGGGUCACUCGACAGCGGCCUGGCUAUCGCCCGAUACGACGAUGAUGAGAAUGACGCCUCGAGCGACUCUGCGUCUUCUGGGGGCAGUGUCGCCCCGUGGUCGUCGGAGGGCAGCAGCGGCAGUGAGAUGGUGGUCGCGGACAUCACCAUCACGGAUGGUAGCGCCAACAUCGGCAUCUUCAAGAACUACGUAAAUGUAUUCAUGUGCGAAGGGAAGGGCGAGCAGCUGACGGGCUUCCCCGGGGCUGAGGGCCUCCCCACCGCCGCCCUGAAGAAUGCGCAGGUGAAGGUGCAGGCGGCCGCCCCGGUCCCGGCGGGUCCCUGUGCUCUCCAGGACACAGAUAAAAAGGGGCGGGAAGUUGAUCAGACAGCGAAAUGCAGAGGACCUGUUGAUGCAUGUUGGAAUAACCUGAACAAGGUCUUGCGGUGGCCGUGGUCUAUUGUGCCCAGUGCAGCUGUGUCAGUUGCAAUUCUAGUCGUCAUCUACUUUACGUUGCUGUCACCACCUCAGAGCAACAGUAGUGACCCAACAGAUCCGAUCAUCCUCCCGAACGGAAUCCAGUACGCCAGUCGCAAGGUCUGGAAGGCCGUCCCCCCGAAACGUAAGAUGCCGGGGCUGACGUUGCCGAGCACGGCGGUCAUCAUCCACCACACGGCCACUAGCGCCUGCUACACCACGAAGGUCUGCAUCGACAUGGUGGCCGCGAUGCAGCGGUACCAAAUGGACGUGGAGGGGGCGCGUCGCGACUGGGCCGACAUCGGCUACAACUUCCUGGUCGGCGGGGACGGCGUGGUCUACGAGGGCCGCGGGUGGGAGCACGCGGGCGGGCACUUCGAGAAGGAGAUCUGGAGUCCGCAGACCGUCGGCAUAGCCGUGAUCGGCGACUUCACCGAAACGUUGCCACCAGAGAACCAGCUGCAGCAACUACGCAAGUUCGUGGCGUGGGCCACGACGGUCGGGAAGGUCGCCAGUGACUACAAGCUGUACGGGGUGUGCCAGCUCAAGGCCACCAAGAGCCCCGGGCUGCUCCUCAUGGCGCGCCUCAGGACGUGGCCGCACUGGGACAGCUUCGUGGCCAAGCCCAAUGUGUCGUGCACCGAGUAACAUUCGGGAAGGGGGAGGGGGGUCUGGGAAGGGAACAGGGCAUA
Messenger RNA from Frankliniella occidentalis (western flower thrips), 1493 nucleotides. RefSeq lists its product as uncharacterized. Gene Ontology annotation, biological process: peptidoglycan catabolic process. Gene Ontology annotation, molecular function: N-acetylmuramoyl-L-alanine amidase activity; zinc ion binding. Bases 214 to 1449 code for a protein of 411 amino acids. NCBI's taxonomy places the organism in Eukaryota, Metazoa, Arthropoda, Insecta, Thysanoptera, Thripidae. The transcript has 5 exons. The record is from RefSeq and is a predicted model, not a curated record.